UUCGACUGCUUCAGUGCUGGUGGUAGCGGGGGUGUGGAUUGCAGAUUACGAGUAUUGGUGUGGUCAGCGCUACUCGCUGCGCUGUUGCGACGUGACGGUGAUUCUGAAGGCGACGUGUUUGUGGAUGACGAUGAGUGAUGAUGGAUUAUCGCUACUGUCGAAGGUAGAUUCGAAGUUGGCGUUGAGCUGCUGCUGCUGUGCAAACACGAUUUACGACCUGUAUCACCACCUGCAAUCAAAUAAAUAUCAUUUUCAAACAUCAAAUAUCAGUUUAAACAGGGAUGCAAAAACCCGCAGAGCCGUAAAGGAGAGGUAG
Messenger RNA from Anisakis simplex (herring worm), 316 nucleotides. The record is from the annotation of a GenBank genome assembly. NCBI's taxonomy places the organism in Eukaryota, Metazoa, Nematoda, Chromadorea, Rhabditida, Anisakidae.